This is a messenger RNA of Spodoptera frugiperda (fall armyworm), 2275 nucleotides long. RefSeq names its product alpha-tocopherol transfer protein-like. Bases 222 to 1190 code for a protein of 322 amino acids. The record is from RefSeq and is a predicted model, not a curated record. Gene Ontology annotation, molecular function: phosphatidylinositol bisphosphate binding. Lineage: Eukaryota; Metazoa; Arthropoda; Insecta; Lepidoptera; Noctuidae. The transcript has 7 exons. Gene Ontology annotation, cellular component: membrane.
GCGCCGCAAUCUACGGUCAGUCCUCGCCGAGCUUUGUGCGACGACGCUCGCAUCCACCACCGCACACAGACGCUCCUAAAUAAAAACAUGACAUAAAACCCUUCGGAACAAAGUUCUAGUCACGCGAUAUAACAACCACUACAAACGUGUCAAGGACCCCCGUGUGUAACUCAAGGGUCAACGAACAAAUCGAUCGCCAAGCUUUCUAAGUUGUGGUAACCAUGCCGGCUGAAGCAGAAGCCAGGAUCGUACUUCGGGAUGUUACGCCGGAGAUAUCGCAGCACAUGCUCACAGACCUGGACAAGAUUCCAGGUGUGCAGCUCGGAGACUUUCUGCUGCAGUUCGAGCUGGAUGAGCCUCGAGAGUCGGUGCGGGAUAUAGCCAGGAAGGAGUUGAGAGAGACUCCUGAAAUUGUCAAACCUGCUGUCGAAGAACUUAAGAGACUGCUUGAAGAGGACAAAGACCUGUCAGUGCCGAUGGAUAGUGAGGCCUGGCUCAUCCGGUUCCUGAGGCCCUGCAAGUUCUACCCGGAGAGUGCUUACGACUUAAUCAAGCGUUACUACGGGUUCAAGUUGAAACACUCGAAGCACUACGACGGGCUGAUCCCCAGCAAGGAGACCAACGUGUUCAUCCAGAAUGUUCUCACCGUCCUACCCACGCGCGACCAGUACGGCCGGCGAGUUCUAGUACUCGAAUUAGGAAGGAAAUGGAAGCCGAGCAAAUGUUCUCUAGACGAGGUAUUCAAGGGCUGCGUGCUGUUCCUGGAGGCCGCCAUGUUGGAGCCAGAGACACAGAUCUGCGGCGCCGUCGUCAUCUUCGACAUGGACGGUCUAUCCAUGCAGCACGUGUUGCAGUUUACCCCCAGCUUUGCCAACAGAAUCGUCGACUGGCUACAGGAAGCUAUCCCACUCCGCAUCAAGGGGCUGUACAUCAUAAACCAGCCAUUUAUCUUCGAGAUGGUGUUCAAACUCUUCAAACCCUUCCUGAAGGAGAAGCUUCGUUCCCGUAUCGUGUUCAUGGGCAGCGAUAGGAAGAUGUUACAUGACUACAUCAGCCCCAAGUGCCUGCCUGACAAGUACGGCGGCACCCUCAGCAUUCCAAGCGUCACUGGAGGACAAUGGCUGGAACUACUCCUCAUGUGUGAUAAAGAAUUUAGUGCGAUCAACUCAUAUGGAUACAAGAAGAAGUGAGUCGCAGGUCGAGGGUGGUGUGGAUGAUAUUAUGCAAUGUGAUAUAAUGAAUACGCAUAUCGUGAUAAUGAUACUUACACUAGAAUUAGGAUAUGUACAAACCAUAAUUUAAGGCUUCAGCCAGCAUUUUCGUAUAUUUAUAAGAUGUAGGAAUAAAGUAGGGAAAAUGUAAACUUUACAUAAAAUUGUAAAAUAAAAAUUUUGGCUGAAAUUAUAAAUUUUUACUGUAAUGAGAUGCUUGUGCAGUUUGCAUAUGAGAUAUAAUAUUGUAUAGUUGGGUAUUCGGACCAAUCUCAGUUGAUUUUAAAAUACGUAUUUAUAUGUAAUAAUAAUCUUUGUAUAUUUGUGUAUUUACGCUAAAUCCUGCCUAAAGUUUUUAAUGGGUGAAGAAUGGAUUUUUGGGGAUAUUCUGUCCACACAUUGUUAAAAUGUAUUGUUGUACUAAACUUACAACUUAUAAAAUAUAUCAUAAAGCUAUAUAAAGGAAAAUUGCAGGCUGUGAUAUAUAAAAAUAUUUCAAAAACUCUUCAUUAAUAAAGUAACUAAAUUGGUAAGAAACAAAAAUAAUUGAACAUAAUAUGAAAGAACUAUGCCAUUAUGCCAAUAUUUUAUACUUGUGUUAUGCCAUACAAGCAAGAAUAAUCCAUGACAAAUACCAUACUAGACAGAUAGUACAUAAGUAGAUAAAUAUAACACCAUCAUUUUAGUAUAAACUAAAGGGAUAUUUGUAAUGUACGAUAAUAAUUAUAUUUUAUUCCUCUUUAAAGUAUUCAUAAUAAUUUAUCAGGCUUAGCUCCAAACAUGAGUGGGUACACCUGAUCAAGAAUUUUAAUAAAAAACUGUACUAAACUUGUAUACCAUUAUUAUAUCUUUUCAAAAAACUAUUUUGUAAUUGUUAUACUGUAUACUAUAAUUUAUAUAUAAAUUAAUAAUAUCGACACAUUUAAUAAUCUUAUUGAUAAUGGAGUAAAAAAUAAAACGAUUAUAAUUUAUAUUUAAAAAGUGGUUCCUUAUUUAAUAACACCAACCAUAAUUGUACUUUAUUUUCAAUAAUUAUAAGAAUAAAAACUUUCCUAGAUAUUCAA